GUUACUCUCAAUUUGGCAGCAUCGUGUGGUUGCCUCAACUGGUUUCUGGGAAAUGUGGUUCUCACGAUCUCGUGAAAAAACGAAAACAAAAAACGGACAAACAGCUGGCUGCCCGUGGUAACAACGCAUCGGAACGCAAAUGGAGAACCUUCUGUGGAGAAUAAUUUUUGCGUUUUUUCCAGCGUAUUUUUCACAAGUCAUGACUCAAUCGGUUACACCAGAUAUGCUUCUAAAUUAUGAAGAUAUAGUACGUCUGACUGACGAAAAGAGCAUUAUAUUGAUUGAUGUGAGGCAACCCAAUGAACUACAAGAAACAGGUGUUCUGCCCACAAGUAUUAAUAUUCCUUUAAAUAACCUGAAGACAACAUUGGAAUCCCUUUCUUCUGAAGAAUUUCAGAAAAAAUAUGGCAUUCCACUUCCAGAUAAAAAUGCACCUCUAGUGUUCACAUGUCGUUCUGGAAAUCGAAGUAUGAAAGCACUUCUCACAGCUCUGGAAUUAGGGUUCAAGAAUGCAAAACACUAUGCAGGAGGUUAUUUAGAUUGGGAAAAAAACAAAGGACUUUCAGAAAAAAAGGAAAAACACUAGCACAUUCAGAUGUUUGUAAUAAAAUAGUAUGUACUGUUAUUGCUAUUCACUGUGAAAAGUUCAGUUAUUGUAUUAGUGCAAUUUUCAAACAGAAAUUUAACCAUUAUAUGUGAAUUUUUAAAGAAUGCAUUUCAAAUUAUAUUUUUUUAAGCAAAGUAAAAAUAUUGCCAACCUUUUGAGUUGGUAAGCAGAUAGUGCUUUGUGCACAUUGUGUAAGAGAUGUUCCUUCAUUAGAAACACAUAAGCCUUGUAUGCUUUCCUCUUCCAACAGUAAAUCUUUUUUAUUAUACUAAUACAAACAAAAAAGUAUGAUGGACAUAAUUUUUUGUACUUGCAAGACAUAUUUUAUAAACUAUUUAUUUUUAAAUCACAAUACAAUAUUUAUAAAACGCUGUUAAGUGCACAUGAGCUUGUGAUUUCUGUUUGUGUUAUUGGGAAUUACUUGUGGAACCCACCCCUGUGGAAUCAGCCCUUCACAAGCUAUUUCUUGAUUAUUUUCUCUCACAUUCUAAACAGAAGACAAUAAUCUUUGUUUCUGAAGAACCUUCCAGGAUUUUAAAUGCUGACCUACAUUGACUUUGGUAAGUUUAAAACAUUACAUUGCUGUGCUCAGAAUGUAAUUUUUGAAAUUUGCAUAGUUACCUACACAUUACUGGUGUAAUAUUAAGCACUAAUUCAUUUUCAUAAGUUCUCACUAAGUUUCAUUAUUACAACUGGUCUCAAUCCUAAAUGUUUGAUGAACCAAUAAAUGGUAAUUUUCAAGUGAAACACAUAUGGGGGGAAAACUAUGGUAACUUGCCCCGGGCCUCAAUGAUUUUUUAUCUUCAUUCAAAAGAAAUACAAAUUGUAUCAAUAUCUAAUCCAAAUUUAAUGAUGUAAGUUAUUUCUGAUGAAUGGAGAAAUGAACUGUGUAUGAAUUGGGGAAGAGGGUAUAUUUUGUUUGAAAUGAAUAGCCCCAUGGACCUACUUCCCCAGGUCCCAGAUUUCUUGAAUAAAGAAAUACAUUUCUUGGUUUAAAAUUCCACAACUAAUAUUGUACUUGGUUUAAAUAAGGCAGUGCAAUAAACAACUCAAUCAUAAUAAAAUGAUCCCCCAUUUAUUAAACAACCUUAUGUUAAUCAAAGUCAUCUGUUUGAUAGAAAAGGAAUGAAUUCUAUAUAUUGUAAAAUGGAAGUAAUUGAAGUAAUUUUAUAUUCAUACUUGCAGCACUGCAAGAAAAUUUUUAAUGCCUAGUUGCAUUGCAUAUUGCAUUAAUCCGUAGACUCUUGUUUGGGGUCAUUUUUAACCUCCUGAACAAAUGUUUCACAACAUUAUGAAAAUUAUUCACAUGAACUUUUCCUUUGAGAUAUGGAAUUUACAUUGUUUUACAUAUGUUGUAAUCUUUUUAGUUUUCUUAGUUAGUUUCUUUGUAGGGAAUAAUUUGAUUUUUAUACAGUUGGAGUCAAAACUGCCACAUUUGACAUUAAAUUACAAGAAAAAUUCUAAAAACAUGUCCACUGCCAUUUCUUAACAUUAUGUAGUGGUUCCUGAGUGAUAAUUUGGUGUAUUUGUGUAUUAGAAAUGGUAGCCCUGUUUCAAACAUUCUCAGGCUUGUAAGAUAGAUGCCUAAGUAUAACAAUGAAGAUAUGCUGGAAUUUUAUUUUUGGAAAUACCAUUAUUCUUAGUUAUUUCAUGUAAUAUAGUCAAUAUAGC
Messenger RNA from Gryllus bimaculatus (two-spotted cricket), 2278 nucleotides. Lineage: Eukaryota; Metazoa; Arthropoda; Insecta; Orthoptera; Gryllidae. The record is from the annotation of a GenBank genome assembly.